Molecule: messenger RNA, 1191 nt
Organism: Penicillium subrubescens
Lineage: Eukaryota; Fungi; Ascomycota; Eurotiomycetes; Eurotiales; Aspergillaceae
Product: IGBP1/TAP42 family protein
Exons: 3
Coding region: 22-1086 (354 amino acids)
Biological process (GO): regulation of signal transduction; regulation of dephosphorylation
Cellular component (GO): cytosol
Molecular function (GO): protein phosphatase 2A binding
Source: RefSeq, a predicted model, not a curated record
CGUUCAGUCUAAUCACCCAACAUGGAAGAGUCCCAAAGCCUUCGGUCUCUGUUUACGUCCGCGAAGGAUGCUAAGACAGCACUAGAGUCAAGGGGAGAUACCAACACCGAAAGCUACCGGGACGCAGUCAAUGCGACGAUCGCCAAAUUCCACGAAUGCCAACGACAAAUCGGCAUCUUGUCACUAUUCAGUUCAAAUGAGUCGCUAGACGAUAUGUCAACGGGAGAUAUUCAGUACAUGACAUUGGAGUACCAUCUUGCCGAACUCUCGCAGCGAGGUCCGUCUGCUGAUCGCGAAGCUACCCUUCGGCGCGCCCUGGAACAAUAUGAGCGAUUUAUUACACGACUCGACGAAUACGAGUUACUGUCCGCUGGAGACAAGAAGUUCUUUGAACAAUACAUGGCCAAUCCCUCAACCUUCACGCUCGCACCCUUGAACGAUGCCGCAGCUCGGCGGGACAUCAAAGUGAGACGCUUUCGGGAAGAAAAGGAGCUCAAGGAAAAACUAGAGUACCUUGCUCGCAACGAAGCUCGACUUCAAAGUGACGAUGACGAUACCCGACGACUUUACUUAGCUGAGCUGCAGCUCUAUAUCCACCAGAGUUUCCAAGCCAUGGAUCUAUUGGUACAAGAACUCUCAAUGCUAUCUGCCAUGCGGAAUGCCCCCGCCCCCACGCAACCGACCGCCGAUGACUCGAGACAACGAAGUAACCUAGGAGGCGCAAACUACUCAGAUCGACUGGACCCGUCUUUGUCACAACUUCUGGGCCGGGGAAGGAACGGACCACUUUUGAACAGCAAAGGCAAGCCAAUGCAGCCAUUCACAUUGCUGGAUCGUCGCACGCAGCUGCAGCAAGGAGUGUUCCGUUCUGGUCAUAAUCUCCCGACUAUGACGAUCGAGGAGUACCUGGAUGAAGAACAUCGGAGAGGCAAUGUCCUCCAGGGAGGCGAACAGUCUGGUAUCAAACCAGAGGUUGAUGAGGAUGACUUCGAUAAGGCAGAUGAAGAGACUAUGAAAGCCCGUGCCUGGGACGAAUACGUGGAGGCGAACCCUAAGGGUUCGGGUAAUACACUAAACCGCGGCUAAGAAUGUACAGCCGCUACGAAUUGGAAGAUUCCAGUGUAUUUUUCUUAUUCCUAGAUGCCUUGCAAUAGACGGUGUUGUCGAAGUAGAGUGAAAUUAUUGAAUGGA